Messenger RNA from Stylonychia lemnae, 1386 nucleotides. The record is from the annotation of a GenBank genome assembly. NCBI's taxonomy places the organism in Eukaryota, Ciliophora, Spirotrichea, Sporadotrichida, Oxytrichidae.
AUGGAAACGUUGCCUGAUGCCGUAGGAGAUAGGGUUGUUAAAGAGCUUCCAUUGCCUCCUUAAAAGCCUAUAAGUCAUGACGCACUUUUCCCAACCUCUCUAAAGAAAGGGUCGCAAGAAAUACCUGACUGGAACUUGCUUAAGGAUCAUCUGGUUAGAGAGGAAAAAGAAGCAAAUGUUGUCAAAAUAACUGGUCCAAGUGUUCUUGUCGGAGACAUCCAUGGUCAAUUCUAUGAUUUAGUUAACUUAAUAGAAAAGGCUGGUGAUCCUAGGACUCUUAAUUAUGUAUUUUUGGGAGAUUAUGUAGAUAGAGGUGUGUAUUCCUUAGAGUGUCUAAUGCUUCUAUUUUCGAUCAAGAUGAAUUACCCUAGAAAGUUCAUUUUACUGAGAGGUAACCAUGAAAGUAGAGGUGUUACUGAACACUUUACUUUUAGACAGGAAGUAAUAAAUAAAUUUGAUGAUGAAAUCUAUGAUUUAAUAACAUUAGCUUUUGACACAUUACCGUUAGCUGCUGUGGUCAAUGGAACAUAUUUAUGCAUGCAUGGAGGAAUAUCACCAUUAAUGAACACUAUCGAAGACCUCAAUAAAGUAGAUAGGUUCUAAGAAAUACCAGAAUAAGGUAUUUUAUGUGAUAUCCUCUGGAGUGAUCCGAUUUAAGAUGAGCUUGCUAGUAAAUUCGAUUUCUAAGAAAAUCCAGAAAGAGCUUGCUCAUUUAAAUACGGAUUAAAACCAACUAAGAGAAUAUUAGAGUAAUCGGACUUCACUCUUCUAGUAAGAGCCCAUUAAGUACAAAUGCAAGGCUAUAAAAUGCAUACUUGGGAUUAGUCUCAGGACAUUCCCACUGUAAUAACCAUUUUCAGUGCACCUAAUUACUGUGAUUGCUAUAACAACAAAGCCGCUAUAAUUAAAAUUGAUGGUGAAAACUUUGGAAUAAAGAAUUUUGAAGAAGUUCCUCAUCCUUAUCAUUUGGCAGGAGGUUUAAAUCUUUUUGAAUUCUCGAUGCCCUAUUUAUCAGAGAAGAUUCUUGACAUGCUUUAUAAUAUCUUAGAACAGGGUGCUGAGCCUGAAGAGCUAGAAGAGAUUAAUGAUGAGGAUUUCAACUCUAAUAUAGCACAAUUAAUGAUUGGGGCAUCUGAUGCCUAAGUGAUGAGGACCAAAAUUAACUCGAUUAGCAGAAUGCGCAGAAUGUACAAGAAUCUUAUUGAAAACUAAGAUGUUCUUCUCUAAAUUAAAAUGGCCAAUGACGGUAGAAUCCCAAGAGGACUAUUAUUGGCGGGAAGACCUGCAAUUAGAAAUGCACUAAAGAAUUUUGAAUUGGCUCAAUCCCUUGACAAGGAAAAUGAGAAGAGACCAAUGCCAAAGUCAAAAUUAGUUCCAAAGGAGUGA